Amblyraja radiata (thorny skate) is the source of this 755-nucleotide messenger RNA. RefSeq names its product tripartite motif-containing protein 10-like. The transcript is spliced from 4 exons. NCBI's taxonomy places the organism in Eukaryota, Metazoa, Chordata, Chondrichthyes, Rajiformes, Rajidae. The record is from RefSeq and is a predicted model, not a curated record. The coding region runs from base 333 to 755 and encodes 140 amino acids.
UGGCGGAUUUAAAAUGGCUUCGAAAUACCAAGUCGAGAGUUUAAACGAGGAGGUAGUUUGUCCCAUCUGCCUGGAUUUCUUCACCGAUCCAGUGUCACUGGAGUGCGGGCACAACUUCUGCCGCUCCUCUGUCACACAGAGUUGGGACAGGGAAGCGAGAAACUCCUGCCCGGAAUGUAGAGAGGCGUUUGUGGACCGCACCCUCAAAGUAAAUCGGGCCUUGAUUAGACUGUCUGAGAAAGCUCGAACGCUGAGCCUGAAUCUCAAAGAGAAGAAAAGUGAACAUCACUGCGAGAAACAUCAGGAAGAACUGAAGCUGUUUUGUGAAACACAUGAAAGUGAUUUGUCUGAUCUGUCGAGAUGCGCGGGAACACAAGUCUCACAGCUUCAUACCGAUAGAAGAAGCUGUUGAAAUCUACAAGGAACAGGUGAAAUCUUCCUUUGAAUCUCUGACAAAAAAGAAAUCAGAGAUCGAGCAAAUGGAGCAGGAACAGAAAGAGAAGAUUUCUGUUGUUCUGGAAGCGUCACACAACCUUCAGUCACAGACCACAUCCCAGUUCGCUGACCUGGUUAUUGAUGAAGCUAAACCAAUGUUGCUGGUAGAUGGUGCGUUACCCAUUGAAAAGUUUGCUCUCACUUUUUUCCACAAAAUGGCAUUGAGAGAAACAUCUGAUAUCAUCAAACGAGGUAAAACUGAUACCUCGUACCCGCAAACAGAUCCCUGUUGUCGGAUGGCUCAAAUCGUGGCAAGAUAG